UUCGCAAAAACUUCGAGGAAUAACGAAGACGACGAACCCGUCAUCGUUCCUCUUCGUCUCCUCCUCUUCCUCUCAAUGGCAUUGCUCUUCCAGCCAAGCGCCACAGUUCCACUCCCCAAGCUCCUCUCGAGGACGAGAUCCAUGGCCACCACCAGCUGCUCCCCCACCAUGGCCUCACGGAAGCUGCCCAUCUUGCUCUUCGACGUCAUGGACACACUUGUCCGCGAUCCUUUCUACGAAGAUGUCCCCAAUUUUUUCAAAAUGUCAUUGAAAGAAAUUUUGGAAGAAAAGCACCCCACUGCAUGGGUUGAAUUUGAGGAAGGGCUGAUCAGUGAGGUAUGCAUACUAAUAAAAUUCUUCAAAGAUGGAAGACCUUUUGAUUUGGAAGGUCUCAAAGAAUGCAUGGUUAGGGGAUAUUGCUAUAUAAAUGGCAUUGAGGCAUUGCUACAGAAUUUGAAGCUAAACAACUAUGAAAUGCAUGCUUUCACAAAUUACCCAAUUUGGUAAAAAUUGUGUAAUUUAUUCUUUUGACCUUUUGAGCUUGAAAUAAUUCAAUCUUCAUUUGUAACAUCCUGUAGGUAUACGCUGAUUGAAGAGAAACUGAAACUUUCCAAGUAUCUGUCUUGGACAUUCUGUUCUUGUUUAACUGGAAAAAGGAAGCCUGCUCCAGAUUCUUAUGCUGAAGUCUUGACAAGACUGGGUGUUGAUCCAGCAAAUUGUGUAUUCAUUGAUGAUAGGAUCACAAAUGUUGAGGCAGCAAAAAAUGCAGGAAUGGUGGGCCUGCAGUUCAAAAAUGCAGAUACCUUGAAAGAGGAUCUAUCCUUGUUAGGAAUUGGAUUAGUCACUCAAGACAAUUGAUAUCUUUAAACGGUGCUGCAACUGUAAAUGAUUGCUACUGAAGAACAAGGAAAUGGCAGGUAUCAAUUGAAGGUCAUCCCUUAAACUAUCACUUUCAUGUUGUUUCCAUGUUAAGCUCUGCAUGGUUCUUGUUCCUCAACUCCCAAGUCACUUGUGGUAAUAUUAUUCUUCCUAUUUCUUCUUAACUUACAUUUCAUGCAUUUUUUUUUCUUUUGAAACUCUUUAUUAAUAUCUUAAGAUGGUUGUAUCAUGUGCAAUUCAAGUUUGGCUCAAGUUCAAUAAAGAAAUUUUCUUAAACUCUUUAUUUAUAUUUUUUUCAUUGAAUUUAUCAUGUGUAAUUUGGGUUUAGCUCAAGUUUAAUAGAAAAUUUUCAUGAAA
Messenger RNA from Dioscorea cayenensis subsp. rotundata (Guinea yam), 1236 nucleotides. RefSeq names its product flavin mononucleotide hydrolase 1, chloroplatic. Lineage: Eukaryota; Viridiplantae; Streptophyta; Magnoliopsida; Dioscoreales; Dioscoreaceae. The record is from RefSeq and is a predicted model, not a curated record.